Molecule: messenger RNA, 3520 nt
Organism: Lates calcarifer (barramundi perch)
Lineage: Eukaryota; Metazoa; Chordata; Actinopteri; Centropomidae
Gene: prpsap1
Product: phosphoribosyl pyrophosphate synthetase-associated protein 1
Exons: 11
Coding region: 349-1461 (370 amino acids)
Biological process (GO): purine nucleotide biosynthetic process; 5-phosphoribose 1-diphosphate biosynthetic process
Cellular component (GO): cytoplasm; ribose phosphate diphosphokinase complex
Molecular function (GO): magnesium ion binding; ribose phosphate diphosphokinase activity
Source: RefSeq, a predicted model, not a curated record
CCCAAAGGAGAUUCCGUAGCUGUGACUGUGGACAGUUGUUAGGCUACAGCGCUACCUGAGUGACAGGUAUCAGUCGUUUGACUGCUAACAAUAGGAUAACUCCGCAGACUAAAGAAAAAACAAUUAAUGUUUGUUUUGUAGCUAUGUUUUAGCAACGUUUGCGUUGCACACUGAAGGUAUUUCGUGUACUUAGCUCACCGGGCAGGCUAGUGUGCGGUGGGUGGCUAGCUGCUUAGCUAACGACAACGUCACCAGCAGAAACCCGACAACAGACGCAGUGGUCAGUGGAUAAAAGGUGACGCUGCUGUCGGUCACUGUCCAUGAUAAAAAGCGACCAGGAGUGCCAAGAUGAAUGUCGCUAAAAGUGGUUAUCGCGUCUUUUCAGCCAACUCGUCCGUAGCAUGCACAGAAUUGGCCAAGAAGAUAACGGAGCGCCUUGGAGUUGAACUGGGAAAGUCUGUGGUCUUUCAGGAAUCUAACAGAGAGACUAGAGUAGAUGUAAAAGAAUCUGUUCGUGGGCAAACCAUUUUCAUCAUCCAGACAAUACCAAGAGAUGUCAACACAGCCAUCAUGGAGCUGCUGGUUAUGGCUUAUGCCCUCAAGACCUCUUGUGCAAAGAACAUCAUCGGAGUUAUUCCGUACUUCCCCUACAGCAAGCAGUGCAAGAUGAGAAAGAGGGGCUCAAUAGUGUGCAAGUUGUUAGCGUCAAUGUUGGCUAAAGCAGGAUUAACACACAUCAUCACCAUGGACUUGCAUCAGAAGGAGAUUCAAGGCUUCUUCAGCUUUCCAGUGGACAACUUGCGUGCCUCCCCUUUUUUGAUUCAGUACAUCCAAGAGGAGAUUCCUGACUACCGAAAUGCCAUCAUCGUGGCAAAGUCCCCAGCAGCAGCUAAGAGAGCUCAGUCCUAUGCAGAGCGCCUGCGUUUGGGUCUGGCUGUGAUUCACGGCGAGGCCCAGUGCUCCGAGUCGGACAUGGCCGACGGAAGACACUCCCCACCGUGUGUACGCAACACCACAGGACACACAGGGCUGGAGCUACCUUCAGGCAAACAACAAGCCCCGUUCCCUGGCAUAGAGCUCCCAAUAAUGAUGGCCAAGGAGAAACCUCCCAUUACUGUAGUCGGUGACGUGGGAGGGAGAAUUGCCAUCAUUGUGGAUGACAUUAUAGAUGAUGUAGGAGACUUUGUUGCAGCUGCAGAGAUCCUGAAAGAGAGAGGAGCCUAUAAAAUUUAUAUCAUGGCCACACAUGGUUUACUGUCAGCUGAUGCUCCACGCCUCAUAGAGGAAUCUGCCAUUGAUGAGGUGGUGGUGACCAACACAGUCCCCCAUGAAGUACAGAAGCUACAGUGUCCCAAAAUCAAGACUGUGGAUGUCAGCAUGAUUCUGGCUGAGGCUAUCCGCCGCAUCCAUAAUGGAGAGUCCAUGGCCUACUUGUUCCGCAACAUCACUGUGGAUGACUAGAGAGUGUCAGUGACAGUGAGGGCUGAGGUGGGUCUGAUAGCGACUGAGGGCAGGUACAUUUCCUCCCGGUCCUGAAAAAACAUGCUAAUGCCAUGAUCCAUGUAUUGUGUAUGUCAGGAUCACAACUAUCCUCAUGCAUUUAAAGAAAUUUAAACUUAAGAAUGACCCAAAGUUAUAAGUUAAGUUAUCUUCUUAUCAAAAAUUGUGAAAAUGAUUUUUUUUUUUUUUUAGUUAAAUUAAGAGAUGCAUCUUGUCCUAUUAUGUAAGGAUGAUAAAAAAGCAAAUAAGUGACUUUGAGCUUUGAUGAAAUCAGACAUAUUUUGAAGCCUCGGUUCUCUCCUUGUCUUACUGCUCUCAUUGGUUUUCCAACAUGAACGAAAGAUGCUUUGUAAGAGUUUUGUCAUAGACUGCGGUACCUCAUAUUUAAUGACUGAGCUUCAUCUGCAAAUAAGAAGAAGAGAAAAUGUCUGCAGUAACAGGACUUUGUGCUUUUAAACCGUUUUCCCAAUGCUCUUGCUGGCCCUCAUGAUCAGGGCUGCUUAGCACUGUGAUAACCUUGCAUUUAAUGGGGUGUGUUGUUUCAGGCCACAUAGACAAGGCUGGACAAAACCCUGCUCCUCUGUGCCCAGACUAUAUUUUUAUGCAGCUUUUUUUGCACCAUUUGUGCGAACAUUUGGUAAAAUAUCCUAUGUGGCGUAAGAAGUUUUACAUCAUCAGCAGAAAUAAAUGGACCGUCCUUUUAUAUUGUAUUUAAUACAUGGUCAGUUCAACUGAAUUGUGACAACUUACCCUUAGUAAUAUCUAGCCAAGAGGUGUAAAUUUUGAGCUGUUUUAAGAAAUCUGCAUCUGAGAUUUCUGCCCCGGUGCAAUGGAGGUGAAUGAGGAGGACUUCAGCAUCAAUACACUUGGUUUUUAGUCCAAAGAACUGAAAAAUGGCAUUCGAAAACCUCACCAUGUUCAUGAGUUCUGUGGGUUAUGGAAAGGCAAGUUUUGAUCACCACAAAUGAAAUUCACUUCCAUUGUGUUGUGGUGGCAGCAGAAGUCUAACAGUGGAUGGCUACAUAUUACUGGCAGUAAGUAGGAAGUAAGUUUAUUGUGAUUGGGUGAACUGACCCUUUAAUAUGCUAUGUCACUUUAGUAAUUGAUUGAAUGUGCAUAGUACAAUGCUGUGCUUACUUUAACUGGCUGAGAACUGGUAACUGUUUGUUUUUUACAUGUUUUACCCAGAUUACUACAGAUUCUUCAUUAUUGCUGUUUUUUCAAAGCAGACCACAGUUAACUUGCAGGAACCUGCUUUAAGCUAUUGUCCUUGUCACAGUUACAGUAUAGUUUUCUGGUGAUGUGAUCAAAAGCCUGGAGUGCACUGUUGUUUAACUUUGAAAUUACAUUGACUAUAGUCGAUAGCUGCCUAGAAGACAGGACAUGUGCACUAAAAAACUGACAAAAUGGCCAGCAGUAAUGUAAAAUAUCUUUAUAGUAAAAUGGCAAAAACAUGUGAGCAGCAGGAUGGUCUUCAUGGUCUCUCUAAAUUGCUGUUGUGUCUCCCUGUAAGAACCUGUGCCCUCUGAGUAAACAUUCACAGUCAAGCUCAAGGGGAAAUUAGUGUGUUUCUAUGCUGAUUGAGCCUUUUUGCUCAGGGAAGUAUACCUUAUAAGCCAAUGCACAAUUAUUUGUUAUUGCAUUCUUGUUGAUGAAAAAAAAAGUCUAUUGAGAAUGUCUUCCAUACAGUUGUACUGCAUGCUGUCGCUUUCUACCAUUGGUUUAGUUUUGUUAUAGAUACUGGAAUCUCUCUGAUGUGCUGACGGUUUGGUGUUUGACAGUUGCACACAUUGGUGUUGUGUCAGCAUACACAGUUGGAUUUUGUUUGCAUCAAAUGCUGAAGCUGUGCCAGCUCAGAUAUCAUAUGUCAUUAGAAUAUUUCAUGAUGUCUUCCCCGUAUGUCCCCCUCCCCUGACGUAUUUGUGAUGUCAAGGAUGUAUACUUUAAACACUAAUAACACCCCUCUGUCUGCCUCUCCAGCGUUUGUUAAUGUCUAUGAGAAUAAAACAGUUUCCUCUUG